AUGGCAGCAUCCACGGCACUGAUUCUGCAGGAGAGCCCCAGCAUGAAGAAAGCAGUGUCGCUGAUAAAUGAAAUAGAUAGAGGAAGAUUUCCACGAUUGCUCACCCCAAUUCUUCAAAAACUUCAUCUGAAGGCUGAGAAUAGUUUCAGUGAAGAAGAGGAAGAAAGACUUCAAGCUGCAUUUUCUCUAGAGAGACAAGAUCUUCACCUAGUUCUUGCAACAAUAUCAUUCAUUUUAGAACAGGCAGUAUACCACAACGUGAAGCCAGCUGCUUUGCAGCAGCAGUUAGAGAACAUUCAACUUAGACAAGACAAAGCAGAAGCAUUUGUCAGCGCUUGGUCGUCUAUGGGUCAAGAAACCAUUGAAGUAUUCAGGCAGAGGAUUCUCGCACCCCACGAGCUGGAGACGGUCGGAUGGCAGCUUAACCUUCAGAUGGCUCAUCCUGCCCAAGCAAAACUAAAAUCUCCUCAAGCUGUGUUACAGCUAGGAGUGAGCAAUGAAGAGUCGAAGAGCCUGAAGAAAGUUCUUGAGGAAUUCAGUCACAAGAAAUUGUUUGAUUUCUAUAACAAGCUUGUGACCAUACAAGCACAGCUGGAUUCCCUUACAUGAUGUUCUCCAAGACUUGUUU
Mesoplodon densirostris (Blainville's beaked whale) is the source of this 628-nucleotide messenger RNA. Its product is annotated as COMM domain-containing protein 10-like. The coding region runs from base 1 to 609 and encodes 202 amino acids. The record is from RefSeq and is a predicted model, not a curated record. The transcript has a single exon. NCBI's taxonomy places the organism in Eukaryota, Metazoa, Chordata, Mammalia, Artiodactyla, Ziphiidae.